Molecule: messenger RNA, 4908 nt
Organism: Urocitellus parryii (Arctic ground squirrel)
Lineage: Eukaryota; Metazoa; Chordata; Mammalia; Rodentia; Sciuridae
Source: RefSeq, a predicted model, not a curated record
AUGGGACAAAGCCAUUCCACGCCUCUGACCCUGACCCUWGACCAUUGGACUGAUGUCUGCUCAAGGGCCCAGAAUCUUUCUUUUUCAGUGAAAUGCCGGACCUGGCAGACUCUCUGUGCUUCAGAAUGGCCCACUUCCGGAGUUGAAUGGACCCCAAAAGGAUCCUUUCACCUCCCUCUAAUCCGCAAAGUCAGAUUGCCGGGACCACAUGGCCAUCCAGAUCAACAGCCAUAUAUCUUAACCUGUCAGGACCUCUGUGAAUCUCCUCCCACAUGGGUGAAGCCUUUCCUUGUCCCUGCCCCCACUCCAACCCCUUCCCCCAGGAUCCUAUCACUCAAACCUUCCCUUCCUCCCCCUCAUGAUGGCCACGGAGGAGAAAUGCAAGCUUACCAAUACUGGCCUUUCUCCUCCUCAGACCUAUAUAACUGGAAAAAUAACAAUCCCCCUUUUUCUGAGGACCCCACCCGACUUACAGGUUUAGUCAAGUAGGUGAUGUUCUAACACCAGCCCACUUGGGAUGAUUGCCAACAACUUCUGGGGACUCUCUUCACAAUGGAGGAACGAGAGAGAAUCCUCUUGGAAGCCAGAAAGAAUAUUCUUGGACCAGAUGGGCGACCAACCCAACUUCCCAACAUCAUUGAAGCUGGCAUCCCCUUAAACUGACCCAACUGGGACCCCUACACCUUUGAAGGUAGGGAGCAUCUGUCCACUUAUCGCCAGGCUCUUAUAGUGGGUUUCCGAGUGGCCGCCAGGCGGCCAACUAAUUUUGCCAAGGUAAGAGARAUUAUCCAGGGGCCUAAUGAAUCUCCCUCAAUGUUUCUGGAGAGAAUUAUGGAAGCAUAUAGGAGAUAUACUCCCUUUGAUCCUCAGGCAGAGGACCAAAAGGCAUCUGUUGCAAUGGCCUUUAUCGGGCAGGCUGCCCUAGAUAUUAAGAGGAAGUUACAAUGUUUAGAUGGAUUACAAGAUAUGACCUUAAGAGAUUUAGUMAGAGAAGCUGAAAAAGUAUAUUAUAAGAGAGAAACUGAGGAAGAGAGGGAAUAGAGGAGGGAGAAGGAAAGGGAACAAAAGGAGGAUGAAAGGAGCAAAUGGCAGACUAAAGCAUUGGCUAAGGUCCUGGUCACAGCCGCAGAUAGGCCAGAAGUUAAAAAGCAGGGAGACAGGAAGGGAUACCUGGGCCCACGCAAAAGGCUGCCCCUGGCCUCAGAUCAAUGUGCCUACUGUAAAGAAAAAGGACACUGGGCCAAAGAGUGCCCCCAAAAGAAGCAGCCACGCCAGCCUGCCAUGCUGACUCUAGAAGAUGACUAGGAAAGUCGGGGCUYGGAUCCCCUCCCCAAGCUCAGGGUAACAGUUGAAGUGGAGGGGACCCCAGUGAACUUUGAAGUGGAUACAGGAGCAGUAUACUCAGCCCUUAAGACCCCAGUGGGCCCCCUAUCAAAUAAAAGGUAAUUAGUUCAAGGGGCUAAUGGCAGUAGAUAUCGGGCUUAAACAACAAAGAGGACUAUGGAUCUAGGAAAGGGACAAGUCCAUCACUGUUUCCUAGUAAUCCCAGAAUGCCCGGCCCCAUUAAUGGGCAGGGAUCUGCUCACCAAACUCCAGGCUAAAAUAACCUUUAACCCUGAUGGUCCCCAAGUGGAGUUUCUAAAUCCUUCAGUAAAAACUCCCAUAGUCACGGCUUUGACUAUGUCACUAGAAAAUGAACAUCAACUCUUCACGCCCCCUGGGACUGAUCCAACAGGCAAACUACCCAAGAAAUGGAUAAAAGAUUAUCCUGAUGCCUGGGCAGAAACUGCUGGGUUAGGCCUAGCCAUAAAACAACCUCCAAUAGUAGUAGAAUUAAAAGCCUCUGCCUCUCCAAUCAGUGUUAAACAAUAUCCUCUAAGCAAAGAAGUUAGGGAUUGGAUAAGGCCCCAUAUUCAGAAAUACUUGGCUCUUGGGGUCCUAAGGCCCUGUCAAUCGGCCUGGAAUACCCCUCUGCUACCAGUAAGAAAGCCAGGAACUGGGGACUACCGUCCUAUUCAAGAUCUAAGAGAGAUCAACAACAGAGUGCAGGACAUUCACCCCACGGUACCAAAUCCAUAUAAUUUGCUUAGCACUUUGAAUCUGGAGCGGAAAUGGUACACUGUGCUGGACUUAAAAGAUGCUUACUUCUGCUUGCCCCGACAUAAGGACAGUCAAUUGUUGUUUGCUUUUGAGUGGAUAGACCCAUAAACAGGAACAUCCGGCCAACUAACCUGGACUAGACUCCCACAGGGGUUCAAAAACUCUCCCACUCUCUUUGAUGAAGCCCUCCACAGGGAUCUCAAUGACUUCAGAACUGUGCACCCCAAAGUCACCCUACUCCAAUAUGUGGAUGACCUGCUGCUGGCAGCUGACACCAAGGAGAACUGUGAGUCUGGGACCCAGGCACUAUUAUCCGAGCUUGCUCAGCUYGRAUAUAGGGCUUCUGCCMAAAAGGCCCAAAUUUGCCAGCAAGAAGUAAUCUUYCUGGGUUAUUCUCUUAGGGGUGGCAAACGAUGGCUCACUGAGCCCAGAAAACGAACCGUUGUGCAGAUACCGCCCCCAUCUAAUAAGAGACAACUUAGAGAGUUUCUUGGGACUGCCGGCUUUUGCAGGUUAUGGAUUCCUGGGUUUGCAUCUCUGGCUGCCCCUUUAUACCUGCUGAUAAAGGGGGCUGCCCAGUUCCAAUGAACCCCUAAACACCAACAAGCUUUUGAUAAUAUCAAAAAGGUGCUGCUAUCUGCUCCGGCCUUAGCACUCCCAGAUGUAGAAAAACCCUUCACUCUCUACAUAGAGGAAAAGAAAGGAAUAGCACGGGGAGUGCUCACUCAGACUUUGGGACCUUGGAAAAGGCCGGUAGCAUACCUAUCAAAAAGACUGGACCCAGUGGCUAGCGGGUGGCCCCAUUGCCUAAGGGCCAUAGCAGCGGCAGCCCUUCUAAUAAAAGAUGCUGAUAAAUUAACGUUGGGACAGAAGCUGACCAUUAUAGCCCCCCAUGCCCUGGAGAGUAUCAUCUGUCAGCCUCCAGACAGAUGGCUAUCAAACUCUAGAAUAACUCACUACCAGAGCCUGUUGCUUGACAAAGACAGAAUAACGCUGGGACCCCCUGCUCCACUCAACCCGGCUACAUUGCUGCCAGAAGAAUCAUCAGGACUCGUKGCUCAUGAUUGUCAACACAUACUGGCAGAGGAGACCAGUGUACAAUGAGACUUAAAGGAUCAGCCAAUGCCUCGCCCUGAGGUCGUAUCGUUUACAGAGGGGAGCAGCUUCCUCCAAGAAGGUAAGCGGCGGGCUGGAGCAGCAGUAGUUAGCAAAACUAAUGUCAUCUAGUCCUCUGGUCUCCCAGAAGGGACAUCAGCUCAAAAAGCAGAACUAAUUGCCCUUACGAAAGCACUGGAACUAGCAAUAGGUAAAAGGGCCACCAUAUACACUGAUAGCUGCUAUGUAUUUGCCACUGCUCAUGUGCACGGGGCUAUUUACCAGCAAAGGGGGCUGUUAACCUCUGCCGGGAAGGAAAUAAAGAACAAAGAUGAGAUCCUCCACCUUCUCUCAGCAGUAAGAGGCCCUAAAGAACUAGCUGUAGUGCACUGUCCGGGGCACCAGAAGGGGAACGACCCCGUGACAGUUGGAAACAGACGGGCAGAUGAGGAAGCUAAGUUGGCAGCCCUAAAAGGAGUGACCCUGUUAGCUAUUUCCAUGCCGGGGGAACAACAACCAGGAGACUUGGCUGCACAGGAACAUUCAGGCGACUUAUCGUCUGGGGACACAGAUACAGAACUCUGGGACCCUUCAGAGCCAAGUUUACAAUUUCAAAAAGCCCAAAUUUAYGUCAAAGACAUACACCAGCUCACCCAUUUAGGCUCAAAGAAGUUACAGGCACUCUUAAAGGACCAAAGAAAGGACUUAUUGUUGACUGACUCACAGAGGAAAGAAAUAGCUGAGCAGGUAACUGGAGCUUGUCAAGUCUGCCAAUUAGUUAAUGCUUAUCCAUCCAAGCUUCCUCCAAGAGGAAAGCGCUCCAGAGGAACCAGACCCGGACAAUUCUGGGAAGUGGACUUUACUGAAAUUAAGCCAGCAAGGUAUGGACUUAACUAUCUCCUAGUCUUUGUAGAUACUUUUUCCUUCCCCACGAAGAAAGAAACAGCCCAGACGGUGGUCAAAAAGAUCCUAGAGGACAUUUUUCCAAGGUUUGGCCUGCCUAAGGUAAUAGGGUCCGAUAAUGGACCAGCGUUCGUGGCCCAGGUAAGUCAGGAAUUGGCCAGGACCUUGGGGAUUGAUUGGAAGUUACGUUGUGUUUAUAGACCCCAGAGCUCAGGACAGGUAGAAAGGAUGAAUAGAACCAUCAAAGAGACCUUAACGAAAUUAAGCUUGGAGACCGGCAUAAAAGAUUGGACUAUGCUCCUACCUUAUGCACUGUUUCGUGCAAGAAAUACCCUCUCCACCUCUUUACAUAACCUCACCCCUUAUGAGAUUCUCUAUGGUUCCCCUCCUCCASUAAGGGACCUAACCCCAACUCCGAGACUUAAUGCUUCCUUUCACACCCCCUUGCUUAAGAGACUUAAAGCCCCUGAACAAACCCAGCGGUACCUGUGGAAACAGUUGGCCACUGCCUAUCAGCCCAGAGAUGAGGGAACCCCACAUCGAUAUCAAGUGGGAGACUUCGUCUAUGUGAGACGGCAUCAGGUGUCAUCCCUGGAACCCCACUGGAAAGGACCAUACCAGGUGUUGCUUAUAACGCCUACAGCCGUGAAAGUGGAUGGGAUCGCUCCCUGGAUCCAUGCCUCCCAUCUCAAGCCUGCGCCCUAUCCAGACUCCGGCUGGAAACUGGAACAGACUGGUAACCCUCUCAAGUUGCAUGUCCAUCGCGUGGGUAGGGCUAUGGAUUCUUCCCCUGACCACCAGCAGUCCUAA